AUGGCGUACCGGACAAAAAUUUGCAAUGAAGGCGGAAUCUUCAAUGCAUCUAGACCAUCCGAAUACAGCGCAGAAACUAGGAAAUAUUUAAAUGAGCUGAUCAAGGAGAGCCGCUUAACGACGUUACAGCGGAAGUCUCUGCAGGGUUGGCUAAAAUCCGGUGGGGGGGAUUCGCCGUCAACAACAUCGGUCCGUCCCGUUUCCGGAACGUCUGCAGCUCCCAUCAAACGGUACCGGUCGACCAGGCCGCGGAUGCUCAAGGACAUCGUCGAGUCUGGGGCCUACGAACCGGAAGCCUACAAACCUAGCACGAGACAAAAAAAUUACAACGGGGAAAAAGAAAAACUGCAGAGUAUAAUGGCUUACGGUAGAGUGACUAAAUUGGAUCCAGUGGCUGUAGUCAAAGUUCCCAAUAACCAGAAAACCUCCAAUGAAUGUACCGACGAAGAACUCAUUAACGCAGUGAUAUUAGAAAUUGAAGAUCGCGAAAAGUUUCUAUCAGACAUGGAAGCUUUGGGCCAAGGGUCCAAGUACAGUGCCUCCAUAAGCCACGAGAUUUGCCACCGGAUAAGAAAAUUGGAAGCGUUUGUCAGUAAAAAUGCCUGUAAACACAGGCUGGCAGAUGUGAAGGACAUUGCUCAUAAAUACCGAAUACCGUUGGGAUUGCCGAAAGCACUACCGGGAUCGGUAUCGAUCAUUUGA
This is a messenger RNA of Macrosiphum euphorbiae (potato aphid), 702 nucleotides long. The record is from the annotation of a GenBank genome assembly. Lineage: Eukaryota; Metazoa; Arthropoda; Insecta; Hemiptera; Aphididae.